This is a messenger RNA of Danio aesculapii, 5614 nucleotides long. RefSeq names its product protein phosphatase 3, regulatory subunit B, alpha a (gene ppp3r1a). Bases 195 to 707 code for a protein of 170 amino acids. Lineage: Eukaryota; Metazoa; Chordata; Actinopteri; Cypriniformes; Danionidae. The record is from RefSeq and is a predicted model, not a curated record. Gene Ontology annotation, molecular function: calcium-dependent protein serine/threonine phosphatase regulator activity; calcium ion binding. The transcript has 6 exons.
CGCCCUGCGGCUCUUCCUCGCGUCGCUGCUGCAGUGAAACCCACGGAAACGGACGGAAAACAGGUUACCGACAAAAAACAGCCUUUUUUUCUGCACAAAACCACAAGACCGAGAGCAGGAUUCUCCUUUUAUAUCUGUGCUGUCAUUUAUUGCUGUUCAUUUCCGAGGGGGGAUUCCGUCGCACAGGCAGCAAAAUGGGAAAUGAGGCAAGUUAUCCCCUGGAAAUGUGCUCACAUUUCGAUGCUGAUGAGAUUAAACGGCUGGGAAAGAGGUUUAAGAAACUCGACCUGGAUAAUUCAGGAUCUCUGAGUGUGGAGGAGUUCAUGUCCUUGCCCGAGUUACAGCAGAAUCCGCUGGUGCAGAGAGUCAUCGACAUAUUCGACACCGACGGAAACGGAGAGGUGGAUUUCAAAGAAUUCAUCGAAGGCGUCUCUCAGUUCAGUGUGAAGGGUGAUAAAGAGAUGAAGCUGCGCUUCGCCUUCAGGAUCUACGACAUGGACAAAGACGGCUAUAUCUCCAACGGCGAGCUGUUCCAGGUGCUGAAGAUGAUGGUGGGAAACAACCUGAAGGACACGCAACUGCAGCAGAUCGUGGAUAAAACCAUCAUCAACGCAGACAAAGACGGAGACGGGAGAAUAUCCUUCGAGGAGUUCUGCGCUGUUGUUGGAGGUCUGGAUAUACACAAGAAGAUGGUUGUGGACGUGUGAUGGAGUCGGUCUCCAUCUGAUCCGCUUUCCUCUCUGGGUAUCCAGCGAAUGCUCUCUGUGUGUUUCAAUGGAAGUAUUUAAGCCACUUUUGUCAACUAGAAGCCAGUGUGUGUGUGAGUAUGCGUGCGUGUGUGUGUGUGUGUGUGCGUGUGUGUUAUUGAGCUGCUCAAUAACCUGCUGGCGGACACUGAACGAGCAUCUCAGCUGAAGAGGAAACCAUAUUUAUUUAGUUUUAUUUUUUAACGCUUUUGUUUUGUUUUUUUACAAUUAAUUUAAUCUUUUGAAGACGAAGAAGAAAUAUUAAGUAUGAUAUCUAUAAGUAUAUAUAAGGUAUGACGUGUGCCAAGCAGAACAUACAGAACAAACACACAAACAAAAAGCUUCUCUUCAACUGCAUGACGAAAGCGAGCGUCUGUCUGUUUGACUUUGUGAUAUACACUAUUUCUAUUAUUCUAGCAUCUAACCAUGUUUAAUACCUGUUCUUUUGUAUUAAUGGUGAUCAUGUAUAAAUGUUUAUAUUGAAAGUGCAUCUUCUGUCAUUGAGACGGUGUUGUAGAAUGUUAAUUAACAAGACAAUAAUUCGGUUUACGCUUCACGUUAAUCCCAGAUGCAGCAGCCGACGCUUGUAUUUGUAAUUGGUUCUAAUGCAUGUGUGAAUGUCAAAGCAAAUCAGUGCGGAAAGAUGCAAGGUUGCUUGAUUUUAACUAUUUAGCAGGGGAACAACCGUAUAUGGUAACUUGGCUGUGUUUCCAUCCUAAGAUGCGAAUUAGAACUGUAAUAUUGCAUUAAGCAUUUGAGGAUGAAGCAGCGUUUCCACUCCAAAUGUAGUUUGAUGCACUGUUAGGAUUCGCCACUGUGGUGUUUGUUCUCUAAUGAAUGAGCUGCACCUCAGAAGACGAAAGGCAAUGAACGCGGUGGCUUUUGGAGGUGUGAGAUGGGAGGGCAGACAGAUGCUCAAGACAGUUCUGGAGGGAAUAAUAAUAAGAAUAAUACUGAAAUACUGUGAUGAUGGACUGACGGAGGACUGAGGCCUUUUACAGUCAACACAACAACAUUUCACAUCUGCAACAAUAAAGAGCUGCAAACCAACAUUAAUGAAGCAAAGACCCUCACACACAUUAAUAUCUGUCAAAUCAUCUGGCAGAAUCGAAAUGCUAAACUUUAUUCACUAAAUGUAUUUACAUCAUAGUUUAUGCACAUUUUUCUUAUCGGAAUAAAAGUUAAUCCUACACAAAUGUGCACAUAUGUUUAUUUAUGCGCAUCUUUGAGUGUUUUUUGAUGCGAUAUUUAAAUAUGCGCAUGAAAAUAGCCGGAUGAAAUCAUAGUUACUGAUUGAAAUAUGAUUUUAAAAAGCCAAAGUCAUGAAAGUUAAAGUCUUGUGAUUAUCCCGUGUAGCACUCCAGGGUUUUUCCAGUGAGUUUUGUGUUAAUUUCUCAUGUUAAAGUAAAGUAUUGCAUGAGAAAUGCCAAAUUUUCAAUAAAAUUCACACACAAAAAAAUUAUGCUUGCUUAACUUGGUUAAAAAAAGGUUCAUGUCAACACAUUUAAUUAAUAAACUCAUGACUUGACUGAAUUAUGCUUGCAUUGUUUACUGUUGGUUGCUAGACUACCAAUACAACAGUUAGCCACUCUUAACUUGUUGGAAACGCAGGUAACACGCAUUUGGGAUUAUUGUUUUUGCAAACUUUAAUAAGAUUUGCUUCACUUUAGGAUGGAAACCCAGCUAUUGAUUACCGUAUAAAAUAUUAAUGUAGAAUUGAGCGUUUUAGUGACACCGGUGGCCGUUCUGUGAACUGCAGCAGCAUCUUAUUGUUCGCAAUUAGUUGGAAAAUUGCUUGCUUGAGGUGGUGUUUGGAUUUAAAAAAGGUUAAUGCGAUCACAUUUGAUGAAUAAACUCGUGAUGUGACUAUAUUAUGCUUGCCUUGUUUAUUGUUGGUUGCUAGGUUACCAAUACUACAGUCAUCCACUCUAACAGCUUGAUGGAAACGCAUGUAAUUUGGCAUUAUUGUUUUAGCGAACUUUAAAAAGAUUUGCUUUACUUUUAGGAUGGAAACCCAGCUAUUGUUUACCGUAUAAAAUAUUAAUGUGUAAUUCAGAAUGUUUUUAGUGACACCGGUGGCCGUUCUGAGAACUGCAGCAGCAUCUUAUUGCUCAAUUACAGAUGGAAAAUUACCUGCUUGAGGUGGUGUUUGGACUUGGUUAAAAAAAGGUUAAUGCGAUCACAUCUGAUGAAUAAACUUGUGACGUGACUACAUUACGCUUUCCUUGUUUACUGUUGGUUGCUAGGUUACCAAUACUAUAGUUAUCCGCUCUAACAACUUGUUGAAAACGCAGGUAAUACGCAUUUGUGAUUAUUGUUUUUGCGAACUUUAAAUAGAUUUGCUUAAUUUUAGGAUGGAAGCCCAGCUAUUGACUACUAUAUAAAGGAUUAAUGUAGAAUUCAGAAUGUUUUAGUGACACCGGUGGCUGUUCUGUGAACUGCAGCAGCAUUUUAUUGCUCGCAAUUAAAGAUGGAAAAUUACUAGUAAAUUACCGUAGAGAUCAUGUGUGAACAGGCCCUUUAAAAAGUAAAUACAGCAAUUUUACAGAAAAUUUGUUACAGCUAUUUUCCGAAAUGUAAAGUAAAUUGAUGAAAUUUUUCGCAUGUUUUAAAAUUGGAAUAUAUUCGGUAACUCUUUAAUGAUAAUAAUAAUAAUAAUAAAUGUUCCAUUAGUUGAUUUUAGUUUAAGAAUACUGAACAAUACAUUUAUUACAGUAUCUACUCAUCUUUGUUAACGUUAAUGAAAAUGCUUAGUUAACCCAGUUGUUAAAUAGUAGUUAAUUAACCCACAGUGCAUUAAAUCAUGCUAACAAGCACAAUUGGAUUUUAUGAACACAUUAGUAAAUGUUGAACUAUGAUUAAUUAAUGCUAUGCUAGUAUUGUUCAUGUUAGUAAAUAAAUGCAUUAACUAACGGAACCCUAUAACCAUGUAUUAUAAUAUUUGGCAACCAAAUUCAACAAAUUAUAACUGAACCCCUAACAAACCUGUAUUUGCUCCAACGUUGAUCUUAAAGUAAUCUUGUGAUCUUUCUUUCAGCUGAAAAUGGUUUGCUUUGACAUUUAAUGUGUGUGAAGUAUCUAAACAGAUAUCCUUUAUAUUCAUGGUUACAUCUCCGUCUUUUGUAUAGUCAAGUAUAACAGCAGCAGAUACUCUUGUGCUUUAAUAACCAUACGUAUUACAGUUUAUUCAAUGCACACGAGCUUUAAAAAUUGCAAAAAUGGGUUCAGUCGAAUGUUCUUCAACAAGACUAGAGCUUAAAGUCAAGAAUGCAUUUACUCUGAAUGUUUACAUGCAUGACUGGAGCAUUUUUAACCAAAUCUAGCCCCUCUUUAACCCAGUUAUUCUGGCUUCUGCUGUGCUUGCUUUAACUUCUGCAUGUUCACUAGUUUCACCUCUACUAGUUGUGAAAUUUAUAUCUGACAUCAAAAGAACCACAAAAUGCAUUACACGUGUUGCCAAAUUGCAUUGUUCGAUUGAGAGGCCUGUACCAUGAUGGAGGCUCAACAAACUCAGGAUUACAGGAUCAGUUAUUUUAGUUGACAAACGCAAACCAGUAGAGUCAGGCUUUGUUGUUACCCUGAUGAUGCAUUACAGAGCAUUAACUUUAACUCAGGCUUUGAUCCCGAGUUCGUGAAGGCGGGUCAUCCGUAGCUAACAGCCAAUCACAGACCUCAAAACAUAAAGAUGCUGUAAUUGAGUUUAUUUAGAGAGUCUGCUCCAUUCAUAGGCUAAGAUAUUUUAAAAAAUGCUAAUUAAUGAAGUUAGUGUGUAUAGUUGAUAAUGCGUACUGUAUUAGUUUACAGAGACUCAGUUUAAGCUCAUAUGUAAAUUAUUAAAGCUUAAGCUUUUUUUAAGCUCAUGAAUUAAAAAUAAAGCUUUAAAUUUCAGGUGCGUAUCUGUAAAUUUAUAUACAAUUAGACUGAUACUUUUUUUUAUUAAACUAUAAAUGCUUGUGUAAUGGAUUAAGGAUUAAAUCUAUAAUUAAAAUAAAUAAUCUUUGCUAAUAUUCAAACAAUUUCAUCUUUAUUUCACUAUUUAGUGACUUUUAAUUUGGCACAAGAGAAACUAAAGGCGUGUAUUUAUUGUCACUUUGCUCACAGCUUAUUGGUGGAAUAUUGAAUUGUGAUCGAUAAACCAGAUCUCUUAAUUAAACCAUAGCCAGAACUUAUCCUGAACAUAGCCAGAACUUGACCUGAACAUAACCAGAACUUAUGCUGAACAUAACGAGAAUUUAUCCUGAGCCUAGCAUGAACUUUACCUGAACACAGCCAGAACUCAAUCUGACCAGAGCCAGAGUUUAUCUGAGCAUAGCCUGAACUUAUUCUGAACAUAGCAAGAACUUGACCUGAACAUAGCCAGAACAUAACCAUAACAUAGCGAGAAUUUAUCCUGAGUAUAGCGUGAACUUAACCUGAACACAGCCAGAAUUUAUCCUGAGCAUAGCCUGAACUUAUUCUGAACAUAGCCAGAACUUAUCCUGAACAUAACACCUAGAGCAGGUUAGCCAUGCAGCGCAACUUACCAUGGCAACAAAGAGCAAUUAAAGUCAAAAUACAUUUGUGGUACCUGAAAACCAGGAAUUUCUGUAAACUUAUCUGGCUAACCAUAAAAUCCGGCUUCAUGGUACAGGCCCUGAUCACAUCAUCUCCCCCUCUUGUUUUGUAAAUACAAUUUCUUGAAGCUUUCUAAAGGUUUUCUGCAGCCUCUGGUGAAUGAAUAGGGUUUCUCAUACAUAUAAAGGCACAUAAAUGUGUGAGUUAUGGGAUGUUUUUUUGUUUUCUGCAUGCUGCAUCAGAUUAACUGCUAUGGGAUUUAUGGACUACCUGAUACUGUAUGAAACAAUAAAGAUUUAAAACUUGACAUUGCA